ACCUGGUCGUGAACGAUGAAGCUGUAUCGAUGGUUCCACUUCCGGUAAAGCGGAAUAAAAGAGCCGUAGAAGGUGAAUUGGAACAUGAGCAUCAUUUAAUUAGUGAAAGGGAACGAAGAAAGAAGAUGAAAAAUAUGUUUCAUGAUCUUGGUGAUAUGAUCCCUCAACUUCCUCCAAGGGCAGACAAAGUGAGAAUAAUAGAUGAAGCAGUGGCGUACAUACGGAAGAUGCAGGAAGUCCUCCACAAUCUGGAGAAGAAAAAGCUGGAAGAAGGUGAGAAGCAGAAGAUGAUAAAAUCUGAAUCUGAAUCUGAAUCCAGGAUGAUGAAUUGCGCAGCAACAGUAGGUUUGAAGACGUGGGCAUCUCCGAAUGUGGUACUGACCGUUGCUGGAAAUGAGGCACACUUGAGCAUCUACUACCCCCGCACCAACCCCUACCCCUACCCCAAACCCCAACUGCUAACUGUUGUCUGCUUCCUCCUGCACAAGUACAACCUCUAUCCGCUCUUUGCAAACAUCAACACUACUGUCUGGGGGCGCAUGCUCUUUUUCCAUCUCCAGGCAAUUGGAGUUCCAGAUCACUUCCCUGCAGAGUCGCUUCUACUUGUGGAAGAAAUUUACAAACAGGCUGCUUCUGAUAUCGUGGCCUGGAUUAGUGCUUAAUUACUUAAGAUUUCUCUUUUUUAUUUUUUUAGUUUAAGCGUCGAAGUUUCUAUUGUUAUUUCAAAUUAAGUAUGACUGUUUAUUUAUGCCGGACAACUAUUGAUGGUAGGAAAAAAUAGUUUG
Andrographis paniculata is the source of this 785-nucleotide messenger RNA. RefSeq names its product transcription factor bHLH95-like. The record is from RefSeq and is a predicted model, not a curated record. The transcript is spliced from 3 exons. Gene Ontology annotation, molecular function: DNA-binding transcription factor activity; protein dimerization activity. Gene Ontology annotation, biological process: regulation of DNA-templated transcription; endosperm development. NCBI's taxonomy places the organism in Eukaryota, Viridiplantae, Streptophyta, Magnoliopsida, Lamiales, Acanthaceae. Bases 30 to 662 code for a protein of 210 amino acids.